UUCCUGUACUAGUGUAUUAUUGCAGGGAGGAUGAUGUUUUAUUGGCGAGCCACCAAGGAGGAGGAGGAGCCCAACGUCUGGCAGGAACCCAGAAGAACGCCGUGGAAGAAGGGGGCGGAAGCUGCAAGUCUCAGUCUGCCGGGGAAGACGGAACAAGUGGAGCAACAAAAGCACAUUACUGCUCUGUGAGUUGUAGGACUGUGUCUGGAUCUGGGAGAGCUGACCAUUCUGGGCUUUUCCGACUGUCCGGCCCGAUCUGCAAAGAGAGCGUUCGCUACGGGGGCUGGAAACAGGGCGGGGCCACCCUCCGAACAGUGAUGGCGUCUUCUCGUCUGAAGGAGAAUCUGGAAUGUUCCGUCUGUCUGAACAUUUAUACGGAUCCUGUGACCCUGAAAUGCGGACACAACUUCUGCCGGGUCUGUAUUGAUAGCGUGCUGAACACACAGGAGGGGUCCGGAGGAUAUUCCUGUCCCGAAUGCAGAGAGGUCUUCCAGGAUCGGCCUGCACUGCACAGGAACAUAACACUGCGUAACAUAGUGGAGAAUUUCCUGUCCACCCAUCCAGAUCCGGAGGAGUCCGGGGUCUUCUGUACUUACUGUAUUCACACUCCUGUACCUGCCGCAAAAUCCUGUCGGAGGUGUGAAGCUUAUUUGUGUGACAAUCACCUGAGAGUCCACAGCAAGUCGCCAGAACACGUCUUAUGUGACCCCACCUCUUCCCUGGAGAACAGGAAGUGCUUAGUCCUCAAGAAGAUCCUGGAGUAUUACUGCACUGAGGACUCCUCCUGUAUCUGUGUGUCCUGCAGGCUGAAUGGAGAACAUCGGGGACACCAGGUGGAGGCUCUGGACGAGGCCUCUGAGAAAAGAGAGGAAAUCAUAAAUAACGCUGCACGAAAACUGAGGGAGGAGAUGGACAAUAUUGUCCAGAGUCUGCAGGAACACAGGAGGGAAGUACAAGGAAAAGCAGACGGUGAAACCAAGAGAGUCACCGACCUGUUCAGAGACCUUAUGAGGGAUCCACAGAAACCAGACACAGGGGACUUGUGUGAUACUGAGGAUGGAGAUGACGAGGAAUCAGACACAGCGGACAUGUGUCAUACUGAGGAUGGAGAUGAUGAGGACAAAGAGAGACACAAUAAACUCCUCCAUGAUGGAGGGGAUAUGGAUGUGGCGGGGGUCUCACACACAGGUUUAUCUGAGACUGUGACAGGAGUCACUUUGGGUGGGGGGUUUGUGCAUCUCAGCUUACCCUGUACCAUGUCUGGGGUAAAUGUAGAGAAAUAUCCAGGCACACAUGUCCAUCCAUGUUCUACUACAGAGGGCAGAGGUCACAUCAAUGCUGAACCAUUCAGUAGACAUCCCCACCCCACCCCCACCAUACAACCAUCCAGUAUACGUCGCCAACCCAACCCCACCAUACAACCAUCCAGUAAACGUCCCCAACCCUCCCCCACUAUACGAUACUCACAUUGCCAGGCUGAAGGACCAAAUAAUGGGGGUGUACAGCAAACAUCGGGGGUUACAGGCAUAUUACUGGAUGUGAGCACAGCUGCUAACGAUCUGGAGAUAUCAAGUGACAGGAAAACUGCCUCCUGGACAUUUCAUCGCCAUCCCGGCCCAGAAACACCGAAGAGAUUUCAGGAUUUUUCUCAGGUGAUGAGCCGACAGAGUUUCUCCUCAGGGCGACAUUCCUGGAUGGUGGAUGUUGGGAGAUCAGGUGAAUGGGGAGUCGGGAUGUGUUACCCUAGUAUAGACAGAGGUGGAGAUCAGUCACUGAUUGGAUAUAAUAAGAAGUCCUGGGCUGUGGGGAGGUGGUGCGAUCGGUACUUAGCAAUACACGACAGUAAGAAGACCCAAUUACCCAACAAAAUCUCCAGUUGCAGAGUCAGGAUAGAGCUGGAUUAUGAGGCCGGGCGGAUCUCCUUUUAUGAUCGGGGUGACCCGAUCCGACACCUCCGCACCAUCCACACCACCUUCACUGAGCCCCUCCAUGCUGUGUUAUAUGUAUGGGGAGUGGGAGGUGGUCUAGAGAUAUCAGGGGGGAACCCAAUGUGAGAAACCCACCUGAAUACUGGAGGUCUUCAUGGGGCGAAUAGUACGAGGCAGAGGACAACAUUACAAAGCUACAGGCUUCAGGAGCCAUCAUCUUCAUCCUAAACCUCACUUCACCACCUGGAGUGUCACUGACCAGGAGCAAGCAUACCUAUUACAUAUUUUGCAUAUCAAAAGUUUCUUUUUCUCUUUUUCAUUUUUUUGGAGACAUAUUACCGAAAGUAUUGGGACGCCACACCACAUUGAUGCCGUAAUUUAUGCAAAAGAAGCCCCGACCAAGUAUUGAGUGCAUACUAUACUGUACAUGGCCAUACGUUUCAGUAAGCCAACAUUUCUGUAUUAAAAAUCCUUUUUUUUUU
Molecule: messenger RNA, 2410 nt
Organism: Rana temporaria (common frog)
Lineage: Eukaryota; Metazoa; Chordata; Amphibia; Anura; Ranidae
Product: E3 ubiquitin/ISG15 ligase TRIM25-like
Exons: 2
Coding region: 318-2054 (578 amino acids)
Molecular function (GO): zinc ion binding; protein binding
Source: RefSeq, a predicted model, not a curated record